Molecule: messenger RNA, 2469 nt
Organism: Myxocyprinus asiaticus (Chinese sucker)
Lineage: Eukaryota; Metazoa; Chordata; Actinopteri; Cypriniformes; Catostomidae
Product: somatostatin receptor type 2-like
Exons: 2
Coding region: 449-1588 (379 amino acids)
Biological process (GO): cellular response to estradiol stimulus; neuropeptide signaling pathway; cellular response to glucocorticoid stimulus
Cellular component (GO): neuron projection; membrane
Molecular function (GO): neuropeptide binding; somatostatin receptor activity
Source: RefSeq, a predicted model, not a curated record
CUCUCUCUCAGCGCGCGACUGAAAACAAUACCAAAGGAAUUCGACAACUGCUUUUGACAUUUUGUUAUUUUCCGCACUCGACUUUUAAGUUGAUCGAGUGCAGUGUUGCCAUUCAUAUCUAAACAAAUUUCUUAGUUUAUUUUCUGCAGGAAUAACAGUGAAAUUGUCGGACAUUUAUGAUCUGAGGGGAUCUGCCGGUCCUGACGCACAAACGGACCCACGCGGGUUUAUGAGGACGUGUGAAGUCUGAGCGUCGUUUAUUCUGAGUUGGAUUUCACACUUGCUCGUGCAGUUCUGCGAUAAUAUUAUGGUGGCCAAUGGAAGCAUGUGAAACGAUCAUAUUCCAGGAAUGGAUUUCCAAAGAUGUUCCAGGCAACUGAUUAAUGUGGUUACACAUAUUAAACUGUGGACUCGAUCUUCGUAAGCCCUGUGAAUAAACACAACCAAAAUGGGGACAUGGACGUUUAUGCCCUUUUCCAAUCUGUCCCUCCCUGAGUCCCUUUUCAAUGAUAGUUUCUUCCCAGGGAACGAGUCUGACUUUGGUCUGGAGAUUUACCCCCACAAUGGAACUCACCCUGGCUUUGACCAAACCAGUUCUGUAGUCAUCACAUUCGUGUACUUUGUAGUAUGUGCGGUGGGGCUCUGUGGUAAUGCCCUGGUCAUCUAUGUUAUCCUGCGCUAUGCCAAGAUGAAGACUGUCACCAACAUCUAUAUUUUGAACCUGGCUGUAGCAGAUGUACUGUGCAUGCUGAGCCUACCAUUCAUUUCCAUUCAGCUAGCACUGCUUCACUGGCCCUUUGGAGCGGCUAUUUGUCGUGUUGUCCUAACUGUGGACUCAAUGAACCAGUUUACCAGCAUCUUCUUUCUAACAGUCAUGAGCAUUGAUCGCUACCUGGCUGUGGUGCAUCCAAUAAAAUCCACCAAAUGGCGAAAGCCACGUGUGGCCAAGAUGAUUAGUUUGGCAAUGUGGGGUGUGGCUCUGCUGGUCAACUUACCAAUUAUGAUCUACAGUGGCGUGAACACCAAAAGGAAUGAGGCACGGACAUGUACGAUGUUGUGGCCAGAGCCCCAGAACGCCUACAACACUGCUUUCAUCUUCUACACCUUUUUCUUGGGCUUUUUUCUGCCGCUGACAGUUAUCUCCUUGUGCUACCUGCUCAUCGUCAUUAAGGUGAAGUCCUCAGGCAUGCGAGUGGGUUCAACAAAAAGAAAGCGCUCAGAGCGCAGAGUCACACGCAUGGUGUCUAUUGUGGUGGUGGUUUUUGUGCUCUGCUGGUUACCUUUCUAUGUAUUCAACGUGACCUCUGUGACUGGAACCGUGCCGUCCACAUCUGUGCUGAAGAGCACUUUUGACUUUGUGGUGGUGCUGGGUUACGCAAACAGCUGUGCCAACCCCAUCCUCUAUGCCUUCCUGUCAGACAACUUUAAGAAGAGUUUCCAAAAUGUCCUGUGUCUAAAAAGAGUCGGAGGCUUGGAUGAGAUUGAGCGCAGUGACAGUCGUCAGGACAGGACUCGAAUGGUCAAUGACGUCAUGACGGAAACACAUAACGCCGCACUGCUCAAUGGAGACCUGCAGACCAGUAUCUGAGGAUGGUUUGUUACCUCGAAAGAUCUUGGCCUGAAAGUCACUUUUGUCACUGCUGAAAUGACAUAUCCUACAGUAAGGCUAAAAGUGAAAUUUGGCCUUUGACCCAUGACAUUUUCAGACUCCCUGCUGUGAGAAGCUCUCAAACUCUAAAUUGUAAAUUGUACCUAAGUGAGAAGUGAUUUCGUUUUUAAGAUCAAUGAUGAAACUUUACAUAUCUAAUUUAUUAACAUAUACCAUUAAUUUGGACAGCAGUUUAUUUUCAAAGCAGUUUUAGGACAUCAUGCGUGUCCUAAAGUGGUCUGUUGGUAUUGUUUACCAGGUAACACAACAAGAUCAUUUUGGACAGCUCAGACUGACUGAUCUCGUGUAUUGAAGCGAUGAGGAUAUGCUAAGAAUGUGAUUUACUGUAAAUAUCUGUCAUUAUUUUACUUGGUGUCACUGUCUGAAAAAAAUGCUUAAGCUGUUGUGUUGUUUUGUGUUUUGUUCACUUCAGUGCCAAAAUUGUCUUUAAAGUUAUGAGCUAAGUCCAUUGAUAAUUCAAGAUCAUUGCCCUCAUUAGAUAAACACCAAAAGGCCAAUAAGCAAAGGCGUAUUAUUAUUGAAGGAUUUUCAAUGACGAUGCAUGCAGAAUGGUGAUGCGUGAAGAGAUGUUGUUAUACAAACCACAUCACUGAAUUUAAAAAAGUUCCCAACAUGUAGAGAGAGGGAGAGAGAGAAAAAAAACAGAUCUAAAGUUGUAUGGCCUAGUUAUUUGUUGUAAUUUUGUGAAUUAUGCUUAUGCUUAUAAUAUCUUACUAAACCUGAUGGUUGCCGUCUGUUAUUUUUAUUUACAUGUCAACAUUUUUGCCUCUGGUUCCCAAUGGAGUUUUAUUUUUGGAGAG